ACGAGGCCCAAUAAACCCGCAAUAAACCCUGCACAAUAAACCCUGAAAGAAGUAGAGCAGCGCACCUCCCUAUCAAAUUCAAGGGAAACCAUAGGCCAAAGGGGGAAAACACGCUCUCAGACUCAGUCCGGGAAAACACUCCUGCUUCAUUCACUUUUUCCCGCUAAAACGUUAAAGAAGGAGCCAGAAACAACGCAAUCUCGCUCUCUCUGCAACCUAUAAUUGUCCUAUUUCUUUUUGGGUUCCGAUGGGGAAGAAAUUCGGCAACAAUCGAGGAUUGAAGAGACUCAAUGCUGUGCCCGAGAAGUCUGGCUUGAGUAAGCAUGUAACUAAGAGUCGACGUAUUCAGGAAAAGCCACCUCGUAAUCCCUUGCCCAGUUCCUCAGAAGAGUCAUCGGAAGAGCAAGCUAGCAGUGUGGCUUCGGAAGAAGAAGUAAUUCAUAGAGAGGCUUCAAUGUAUGAUAAUUUAUUGAUGUCACUGCGGCCGUGUAGCAAAUCUGUUGAUGAUGCGUGUAACAAGAGACGAAGAUGGGAAGUUGGUAAAAGUGACUCUGAAGAAGAUGAAGAUGAUGGCCAUGAUUCUUUUACGGUGUCAGAGGAGGAUAAUAGUGAAGAAGGAAGUUUACUUCAAGAGGCUGACAUGGUUGACACUGGGGACCAAAGUGAAGAUGCUGAAAUUGAAGAUGACCGUGAGGCCUCUGACACUGAUCAAGAGCAUGACAUCGGAGUGAAUGAUCACUCUUCUGCUGAAGGGUUGGAGUUCGUGAGUUCCUCUAUUAUACACCUUGGGCGCAAGCUCUCAAAAGAAGAAGUUGAGAAUCUGUCACAAAAGAAAUGGAAAUAUAAGUGGGAGGUGCCUGCUGUUGGGAUGUCAAAUUGCAAGUGGAUGGGAACUGGAGACUGUUUCCUAAAGGAUGUUAAAAUCAAUUCUGCUUAUGGUCUCAAGCAAAGAUUGUAUAAGCACUGGUUGGAUGUAUAUGAGACAUCUGGAAGGAAUGAUUUUCAUUCAUCUAAAGAGAGAUUAUUCUUUUCCCUUUGCAACAGCUAUCGGGAUAUUCUGCACUGUGACAAGAAACCCUUUUAUCUCAAAGGCCUGGAAGAAGACUCAAGUAUCAUGGAUGCUUACAUUAUGCAUUCUCUGAAUCAUGUCUUCAGAAUUAGAGAUCUUGUGACAAAGAAUGAUUCAAAACUGGCGAAGCAUCCAGAGAUUGCUGACAGUGAAAUUUUUGAUGGUGAUAGUUUCCGUGAUCAAGGGUUUACUCGUCCUAAGGUUUUGAUCCUAUUGCCACUUAGAAACAUUGCGCUGCGUGUUGUUCAGAGGCUAAUUCAAUUGACCCCUACAGCUUGCAAGGUUAAUGUGGAGCACAUUGACCGUUUCUUUAAAGAAUUUGGAACUCAAAAGGAUGAAGACAAUGCGGACGAGGAUGAGUUAUUGGGAAAUUUAAAAGCUCAGAAGUCUUCAAAACCUUCUGACUUUCAAGCACUUUUUGGUGGAAAAAGGGAUGAAGAAGAUCAGUUUAUGUUUGGAAUUAAGUUUACUAGGAGGAGCAUAAGGUUGUACAGUGAUUUCUAUUCCUCAGACAUAAUUGUUGCUUCUCCAGUUCGUUUGAUUGGGAAAAUUUGGGAGGCUAAAAAAUACAAGGAAAAAAAUGUUGAUUUUCUUUCUUCUAUAGAGGUUCUAAUAGUAGACCAUGCAGAUGUCAUAGGAAUGCAGAAUUGGUCCCAUGUGAAUACAGUUGUUGAAGAAUUGAACCACAUUCCAUCUAAGCCGCCUGGAACUGAUAUUAUGCGCAUCAGAUAUUGGUAUCUGGAUGGAUUUGCGAGGUUUUAUAGGCAAACAAUUAUUUUGGGUUAUUAUUCUAACCCAGAUAUCAAUGGAUUGUUCAAUCGCCAUUGCAUUAAUUACCAAGGAAAGGUGAAGUUGGUAUGCGAGUAUAAAGGCAUUCUUCCAAAAGUUUUACUCCAAGUACGACAGAUAUAUGAGCGAUUUGUAGUGGACUCAAUAGUAGAUGCUGACGAUGCUCGUUUUGAAUAUUUUGUUAAGAAGGUAUUCCCAAAGAUCAAGGAUUCGGUUCAGGGGGGAGUUAUGCUAUUUAUCAGUUCUUACUUUGAAUUUGUACGAAUUCGAAAUUUUUUGAAGUCACAGGAAGCAUCUUUCUGUCUGCUUGGGGAGUACACAGAACAAAGUGAUAUUUCUCGUGCACGAGUUUGGUUCUUUGAAGGAAGGCGGAAAAUUAUGCUUUACACCGAGAGGGCUCACUUUUACUAUAGAUACAAGAUUCGUGGCAUUCAGAAUUUAAUAAUCUAUUCACUCCCAGAGAGGAAGGAGUUCUACCCUGAGAUUGUUAAUAUGCUUGAUGGUUCCCAUAAUAUGUCAUGCACGGUGCUGUUUUCUCGCUUUGACCAAUUCCGGUUGGAGAGAAUAGUUGGAACUGCUCCAGCAAAAAGGAUGGUGACCUCAGAGAAGGAUGUCUUUUUUUUCUGUUAAAUGACUUUUCUGGGCUCCGGAGGCUCUAUUAAAUGCAAAAUGGUAACUCCAUUGCCUACAAGCAAGCACCGGAGAAGACAAGACAAGCUUCAUUCAUCUAUCUUCACAUGCCUUUAGAGACUCUGCUGGAUUUGAUACUCUCUUUUCUUCUUCUUUCUUUCUUUUUUUUUUUUUUUUUUUUUUUUUUUUUAAUUAAUUAAUUAAUUUUUUUUUAAAAGUACUUGAUUUAUAUUUACGUGAAGUGAAGAGUUGUAUAGAGAGAGGCACAAAGCAGUAUCCUGGUAGAAUUAUUGUAACUUUCAAAUUCGCCCCAAUUUUGUCUCUGGGAGGUUUUUUUUUAUUUUUAUUUUUUUACCAUAU
This is a messenger RNA of Alnus glutinosa, 2848 nucleotides long. RefSeq names its product protein NUCLEOLAR FACTOR 1. Lineage: Eukaryota; Viridiplantae; Streptophyta; Magnoliopsida; Fagales; Betulaceae. Gene Ontology annotation, cellular component: small-subunit processome; nucleolus. Gene Ontology annotation, molecular function: rRNA binding; U3 snoRNA binding. The record is from RefSeq and is a predicted model, not a curated record. Bases 248 to 2488 code for a protein of 746 amino acids. The transcript is spliced from 25 exons. Gene Ontology annotation, biological process: maturation of SSU-rRNA from tricistronic rRNA transcript (SSU-rRNA, 5.8S rRNA, LSU-rRNA).